CGCGUGUUUUCGCGUGCCAGCGGGAAAUUAAACGACACGUCGAUUACUCAUCGUUCCAACGACCAAGAAUUCGUCCCGACAGCUUCGUUCCGAAUGUAACCUAGAAUUCCGCCGAUACUCUCCGUUUAGUUGUCGAGUGUGAAAGAAAAACGAAGAAGAGAACAGAGGAGAAUUAAAGGUGACGUGUGUGAGACCACCACCAGUUGGCAGAACGAUGUCGACUCGAACGAAAAACGCAGACCGAUCGUGCGAUACGGGCAUUAGCUUGCGACCUUCUGUCGCAGUUUGUGCGUCGCGUCAUCGACUAUUUGUGUGUCUAAAAAGACGUAGCAGAUUCUGAGAGCGCGACGAGGGAGAAAGAGAGAGAGAGAGAGAGAGGAGAAAAGAAAGAGGAAGAGACGGAAGAGGAGAAACGCCAUUCGCGAGUGUGUUUGUCUCGGCUCGAGAGAUCGAGCAGACUGAAUAAUUCGGUCGACUUCUGAGCGAGUUCGAUGCGAGGAAUGCCCGCGGGAUGAAGGCAAAGCUGUCACGAAAAGAAUUGGACGAUCUCUUCAGCGAGGGUGCUAGAUUCCGGGAUACCUCGCAGCAAAUCCACAAGCAAUGGCAGGCAGAUCCGGCACGAGCGUUUCCAACAGUUGGCACCGUCACCACCGGCUCAGUCUCUCCCACGUCGGGCGAAAUUUCAACCCCGAAUUCGACGCCCAGUCCGAGCCCUAGUCCCACCAACAGUCAACAAGUCUCGCAUAAUGGGGGUUACGAGGCGCAGCCGAAAAAUGUCACCACCAUUUCGAGGAGCAAGCAACAGCAGCAGAUACAGACGUCCUCGUCGGCGACGACACCCGCGAGGACGCCGGGCGUCGGCGCGGACGCGACGACGACAGGAUCCGGAAAGGGCGGAGGUCGCGUCACAGAAGUAAUGGAGUUUUGUUACGUCACCGAGAGGAUCAUUGCACUGUGGUACAAGGAGGAUGCGCAGGGAGUCCUUGAACAUGCUACCUCGCUACUACGAGGAAAACACGCUGAUAAUUAUAUGAUAUUCAACCUGUCGUCGCCCGGUCGUUCAGGCGAGCCGAACACCCGAGAAGCAGGCUGGCCACAGGGGCUGGCACCCAGUUUGGAGCGGCUGUGCGCCCUAUGCAAGGAGCUGGACUCCUGGCUGAACGGUGCUCCGAAUCGUGUGGUCGUUCUCCAUGCCAGGGGAAGCAAAGAACGUCUGGGUGUGGCUGUGUCCGCGUACAUGAAUUACAGCAGCAUCUGCGGUGGACGUGAUCAAGCGUUGGACAGGUUCGCCAUGAGGAGAUUCCUCGACGACAAGAUUGGAUCCCUGCAGGUUCCGUCGCAUCGAAGGUACAUCAAGUAUUUCAGCGGUUUGCUCUCAUGCGCUUUACGAAUCAGCCAAUCUCCCCUCUACUUAACGCACCUCACGGUCCUCGGUGUUCCUCUGUUCGAACCAACCGGAUGUCGAGCGUUCCUCAAGGUCUACGAAGGCCUAACCCCCGUCUACACCUCGGAUCUGUACUCUGUAACGAAUGCCCGCGAGUUCACGGUGAAUCUCGGUGGUCUUCGUCUAAGGGGAGACAUUCUGGUGAAAUGUUACCACAGGGUGUACUCGAAGCAAAGCAGAGAAGUCAUGUUCUCCCUGCAGUUCCACACUUGCGUGAUCACCGAGAACGUGGUAUCUUUUCCUCGUUCGGAGCUCGACGUCGCCUGUGACGAUCCUCGAUGCCCACCGGAUAGCGUGGUGACUUUGUACUUCGCCACGGACGCCAAGCGUCAAGAUGGACCCAUACCGGCGCCGACGCCGGCCGUUCCUCACGCCUCUGCUCACCACGACCCAAUACUGCACUGGGACAGUUACACGAAUCUCGAAAUCAGCGACGACGAAGGACGGGAAACUCCAUUAUCACCGCCACCACCUUCGAGUUCCUCCGUUCAAACGUCACCUCGCGGAUUGGGUUACACCUGCGGUCCCAUAGAUGGAUCUCUGUACGCUGUGGUACACCAGGGUGCUGCCGGUGGUGCCCGUGGCUCACCAUUGACAGUUUCCAUGGACAGCGGCAUCAGCAGUGCUCCACCACAGCGACCUAGUCCACCGGAGGCAGAGCCAGACAAUCAGGCUCAUGGUGAUCUUGAUAAGCUUCUUCAUGAUAUGAUGCUUACCGUCGAGUCGAUGCCAGAUCCUCCUUCAGAGGACUACAGAACGGACAGGAGCGAGAAGAUGUACAUUCAGGAGAGUCGAAGCUACAGCAGCCACGCGAGCAGCCACUCUCCGUCCACCUACUCCACCCUGAAGGAUUCCUACAGAAGUUACGGCGCGGGUAAAGAGUCCAGUCCGCCGUACAACUCGAGCAGCAGUUACAGCACCCUGAAGAACGAGUAUCGGGAACCGGCUAAAAUUGAACAUCGCCGAGAGGAGUUCGAGUAUCGUAUGUCGCCGGAUCGAAAAAUUUCCGAUUCCUCUACGGACUCGUACAGGAAACACGCUGACUCGUUCUCCCCGCCUGGCAAUAUCGAUUAUAUCGACGAGGACAUCCCGUAUCACGCUAGACAGACAAGUCAACCGUUCUCGUACGGCGCCACGUCGGACAUGAUCAAACAUCAGAAGCUCUCGUCGCCUUCGUUGGUACGAAAAGCGUCUGUACGUGGUGCAGCGCCUGUGGUGGACUUUGAGGACAUCCUCGGGGAGAACUCGAGGAGACCUAUCAGCCCUUUGAGUCCCAAUACUCCCGAUCCACCGCCGGAAUUUGCUAAUGGACCAGCUAAGACCAGUUCGGAUCACGUGGAUGGAUUAUCAUGGCUGAGGCAGCAGCAAUUGAAACUUGCCGCGAGGAGGGAUGAAAGAAACCCGGGGAAACUUUGGCGGCAGGAGACCGGAAAUCGAGUGAUCGGUGAACUGAGAAGCCUACAGAGAGGUAGAUUGAGGCACGAUGGUUAUGCCAGCGAUUCCGCGGUUCUGGACGAUGAUGAUGACACGUGGGCCACCAAUACCACUUCCGGACAGAUGCAAACGAGACAAGCUCCCUACACAUCCGCGCCAGCGAGUCCUCUGCUGCCGCAAAGAUCGAGCAGCCGGAAGUACAAUGGUACCGUCGGAACCGGUACCCUAGGAAGACCACGGGCAGAGAGCGUGAACGAACGUCCCUUCAUGUCCAUGAAACGAGCGUACGAAUAUCGAAAGUACAGCGACAGCCAGAGCCCUCCGACAUCCCCCCGCUCAGGCUUAGCAAGCACGCAACCCUUAGGAUUAGCAAUGCAGCAACAAGCGACGUUCAUUAACACGGACAAGACUCAACCGCCACGUCCCGAGUCUCGUAGCGAUAGUUUCGCACGUGCGGACGCGUUGUUGCGUGAACACCGACAGCAGCAACAGCAAUUGGCCGGCAGCAAUGUCCUCGGCAAUCACACGGAUCAGAAACAGGAUUUCAUCACGUCUACGACUCGUAAUUCUCGUCCAGAAUCGCGAAAUCGUGUCGUUACUUAUCAGACGCUCAAUAGAACCACGUUGAACAGCAACAACAGGAGCAUCGACCACGUGGACGCUGGAUUGCUGGCAAUGGUCGAUCAGCAAUCGAACACGCAGAAUAAUACAGACCCUCUCGUGAGCCUCAUUCAAUCACUGGCUGAAAUUUCACCCGUUCGAUCGCCCCAAUCUGUGACUAACAACAAGACAGACAUGAACGAUCAUCCUACGAGUGUCAGCACAGCAACCACGACAACUGCGAGCAGCAACGUUGCUAACGCCAUCACUAAUUGCUCCCCUAACCAGUCGCCCAAAGCAUGGCAGAAUUGCACCCAGUCGCACAAUGACUCUGGGUCAUCGUGGACCGAGAGGAGCAUCAGCCCCGGAAGUGUAGCGGUGAGCAGCGCGUCGAGGCCGCAAACCCCAGCGUUUCCGGUGCAUCCUCGAACACCAUACGUGAACAAUUCCUCGCCAACGGUAACGUUCGCGGCUGAUCGAUCUUACAGCACGUCCAACACCAGCUACAACGUGAACAACAACAACAACAACAACAAUUUGAACAACGUCGAGGCAACCGGGAACAACAACAACGUCGGGAAUUACGCCGACGAACGAACGAUCUACAUCGAAGAACGAAGAGAAGUCUCGAAGGAGACGGGACUUCCACCCAAGAGUCCGACAACACAGAGCAAGGACCGAUCUGUUUCUCCGAUAAACGAGUCGACGAUGCAGCAGUCGCAAGCAAUCUCUCGCAGCCCCGGCACUCCGACGCACAUCGAGUUCUCCCAAAGUCCUAAGAGCGCCACGUCGUAUACUUCAAUAAACAGCGGUGGUCAGUCGUCUCCUCAAGUCCAGUAUUACGGUUCGAGACGGUCGAGCGUUCACUCGAACACAGAGCCGCAGGAAGUGGCCGAUGCAAAUGUGAAAUUUGUGCGUGACACCAGCAGGAUCUGGUACAAGCCAAACAUAUCCCGGGAGCAAGCAAUCUCGAUGCUGAAGGAUGCAGCACCAGGAACGUUCGUCGUUCGAGACAGCAACUCCUUCCCAGGAGCCUUUGGGCUAGCGUUGAAGGUAGCAACUCCGCCUCCAGGUGCGCCAAGCAGCCCCAGAGAUCCUUCUAGCGAGCUGGUCAGGCACUUUUUGAUCGAACCCACCUCCAGAGGCGUCAGAUUGAAGGGUUGCGCGAACGAGCCAGUUUUCAGCUCGCUGUCGGCCUUGGUUUACCAGCACAGCUUGAUGGCGAUGGCUCUACCUUGCCAGCUGUUGCUCCCAGAACCGGAAGCUGCAGCCAGAGCCCUCGAUUCACCUGGAACGAACAGCGCGCAGCAAUUGCUCGCACAGGGUGCAGCCUGCAACGUUUUAUAUCUCUUCACCAUGGACACGGAGUCACUGACGGGUCCUCAGGCCAUCAAGAAGGCAGUCACGACCAUGUUCGAACAGAAGCCACUGCCUACCGCGACUAUAGUUCAUUUCAAAGUGUCCACGCAGGGAAUAACGCUGACAGAUAACGCGAGGAAGCUAUUCUUCCGCAGACAUUAUCCCACGAAUAAUAUCAGUUACUGUGGCCUGGACACAGAGGAACGAACAUGGGACUUCACUAGCGAGGACACAGGACGACCAGUCAGUGCACAUCGAUGCUUCGGAUUCGUGGCCCGAAAACCCGCCCACAAAUCGGACAAUCAGUGUCACGUGUUCGCUGAACUGGAGCCAGAGCAACCGGCCACCGCCAUAGUGAAUUUCGUGAACAAGGUCAUGAUGGGGAACUCCAUAGCGAAGGCGAACAUCGUCUAAUCCUCUAAUUCGUCGCGGAACGCGCGUUUCAACCAAGAAUAUCAACUUAACGGUUUCAUCUCCUAGAAGGAAAGGGAAUAAGAUUACGUUGAACAAGGGAAAAGGAGCAAGAACACACAGAGAGAUCGUGUUCGUGCGAGGAAAUAAUAAUUAUUGACUCUCUAUCUGUCUCUCGUAAAUAAAACACCUUCGUGCAUUUCGUAGAAUCGAGUCAGUAGUGCAUGGACGUUCUAAGAAAAAAAAACAAAAAAAAAAACAAAAAAACAAACAA
Messenger RNA from Habropoda laboriosa, 5522 nucleotides. RefSeq names its product tensin-1 (gene by). Gene Ontology annotation, molecular function: protein binding. Lineage: Eukaryota; Metazoa; Arthropoda; Insecta; Hymenoptera; Apidae. Bases 512 to 5251 code for a protein of 1579 amino acids. The transcript has 20 exons. The record is from RefSeq and is a predicted model, not a curated record.